AUGGCGAUGACGAUGACUGGCCGUGUGCUGCUGCUGUGUGCCCUCUGCGUGCUGUGGUGCGGUGCCGGCGGUAGAUGUGACGUGGAGGUGGUACGUGUUGCCGAUUCACCUGCUAAUUCUGAGAGUGGUUCUGUGGCUCCUGACAAAGACACCGAUCAUACGGUGCAUGGUGGAGCAGGAGUCGUUUCAGGAGAGCAGUCACAGAAGCAAAAGGUUGGGGGUCAUCCACUCGUGGCUCCGCAAUUGCAGGCAGUUUUACAGCCUGAAUCAACAGUGCAGCAGACACUCUUCGACACCGAGCCUACGGAUUCACUGUCACAUUCACAAUCAUUGCAAGAAGAGCGGCAAGGUGGAUCACCCGAUGGUUCUUCAGGGAGACCGGCGGCUUCUCACAGUCAAGAGGACAGGAAGAAUGAAUCAAUUGGAGAUCAACAGAGAAAAGAUCCGCCAUCUCCUGCAAUUAACAACGAUGUUGUCAGCCGCAAGAGUGAGGAGCUCACAGAAGAUACUCCGAGGAGAACUGAAAUUAUUGAUGCCGCACAUUCAGAAGAGAGGCAGGAGCCUGAAAAUGUCACUCCUUCUUUGGAACAAACUCGGGAAACUUCCACAGCCGCACCGGCCAUUACCACUCAAACAAUUUCCAUGCAGCCGCCCGAGGAAAAUGCGAGCAGCACCGUCAAAAUGAGUGAUGCAUCACCCCAACCAACAGGGACCGCCAACACAAAUCAUACGACGACACCUGGCGACAGUGACGGCAGCACCGCGGUCUCCCACACCACCUCCCCUCCUUUGCUUCUUCUUGUUUUUGUUGCGUGUGCGGCUGCUGCGGUGGUGGCCGCGUGA
This is a messenger RNA of Trypanosoma cruzi, 843 nucleotides long. RefSeq names its product mucin-associated surface protein (MASP), putative. NCBI's taxonomy places the organism in Eukaryota, Euglenozoa, Kinetoplastea, Trypanosomatida, Trypanosomatidae. The transcript has a single exon. Bases 1 to 843 code for a protein of 280 amino acids. The record is from RefSeq and is a predicted model, not a curated record.